AUGGACUCGCUUGACUGCGAACAGCUCAGGCACGACCUGCCGUUCUUUGAUAUUACUCGCCAAGGUUCCGAACCAAAUUCACGGCAGCGAUUUGAUCGAAGAAUUGGGGAUGAGUUGGUUUCUAGCCAGCUCACCGGGAGCAAGAAACUGUUUUUAUCGAGGUGGGCUCGCCUUCUCGGCGUUGCAUUCACCUCCUUAGGAGCAGCGUACUUUCUGCUACUUUGUUUUCGCUUUAUAGAAUCCGUGAAGCAGUGGUCCCCGCCCACGCGAUCUUUGGCAGCUCAUCAAGAUAGAUCGUGCCCUCCGGGCAACGUGCGUGGGAUUGAUGAUGAAGGUGACUAUGGGGCAACAGGACAGUGCACACAAGAUUUAGUGCAGCAGCGCUCUGAAGACUGGGGCCUUUUGCAGCGUCAUCAGUCCUCCGGAUUACAAGGAACUGCAGAGGUCGCACAAGAUGAAGUGGAUAAUGCGAGCGCAGUUGAAGAGACAACUCCUGAAAACGUUGCCGCUGUCAGCUCUUCUAUGAGCAAUUUGCAGGAUUUUGAUUUGCACCUGUGGGCUAAUGGAAACAUGCCUGCGGAAGAAGAGGAGCGCUUAAUGCGCCUGUUUAGGCGCAUGCUGAUUGCCGUGAGGGUAUGCAGGUCGAUACUGCCAGCACUAACGUGCAGACAACGCAUUCAACUUACAUUCCGCGUCGCGAGGUUAGUUGCCUUGGAUUUGGGAGCAGCUUCAAUAGUUAAUAAUAAGAAAAAGGCGCGUAUAAGAAAAUCCGUAGGCACCUCCCUCGUCCAAUUGAUAAAGCACUCACUUGGGCGAGUGGGCGAGGACGAGUGCAAUACAAGACAUCGCCACAACCUUGAAAGAUUGAUUAUUUUAAUUGACGAGCUGAAACAGCCGCGGCAGAAUGAAGAAGAACCUAGGGCUGAGAAAUAUAAAAAGAAGAUGCUUGGCAUACUGGCAACUGCUGAAAUUGUAUUGAAGAACUGUCUGCGCGUUUUGGACGGGCUGGCGCUGCUUUGGGAAAAUACAUCGGCCAAGAAACUCCCACCGCAAGUAGUAGAACAGCAGCUCAACGUUAUGAAAUGGAUGUAUGACGUCCACGCUGACCAUAUUGCCAGAGACGGCUGCCUUCGAGCACACAUUGUGGAAUGCCAGAAACGUACACGUGUGUACGCACUUUUAGAUAGGGAAAAAUUCACCGUGGCCACUGCUGUGAUUCUUCCGUUGAGAGAGUUGCAGAAUCAGAUAGCUGAGGCUAUUAGGGCUGCUGGUGGUCUUCUACCUUCUCAGCGGACAUCACCACGGGGGCCUUACAAAUUUAGCCGUGCUUUGGAGGAACAGCAGCGAAAGAGUCAGCACGAAGAGCAAAGCGAACCGUCAGGCAGCAAACCGAUGCAGCAAAAUUUCGUGGAAGAAGUGCUUCCUCCUGACCUUAAGCAGCCACAAACAUGGGGGCCCGACGGAGCUAACCGCGCAUUGGAGGGACAGGCGGAAGAUAGAACGAGUCAGCAACAGGAGCAACGUGAACCAUCAGGCCACAAUCCAUUAUGGCGAAAUUCCGUGGAAGGCGCGCCUUCUUCUGAUGUUGCAUCUUCGGCAGCGAGUAAGGGGAUAGAGAUGGGGGGUUCGUCGCCAAUUAUAUCUCCACCGCGGCGACUUGACCGGCUCACUCGACAAGGCACUGAAGCAGCUUUGCAGCAAACCCCCACACCUACUUUUUCCGGCACUUCUCAGGAUCGAUAUCCAGAGUUUGUUUCUCCGCAUGACUUCCCGUCACCGUUUGGUCUGUCGGUAUUUUGGUCGCAAACAGCAAGAGAAGGAGCUGUAGGGCAAUCUUCUUCUUUAGCGCAAACUUCCUUCGGAAGAACUCCCCAUCAUUCAACUGUAGAGCAUGUUACAAGCCUUCCUCAUAGCGUCACAUUGCAACAUGCAACUGUUGGUCGCAGCGCUGAUGUACAUUUGGUGCCCGCUGCUUCUCCCUCACCGUUGGAUUCACGUGAGUCUUCGGGGUGGCUGCAGCCACCUGCACCUUCUCAUGAAGAAUAUUACAGUCUUUUUGGAGGUGGUGGCAUACCUCCCUGGUCGCCUUUUUCAAAAGCGCCGGCUGGCUCUACAAACAAACGCACCGCAAGCCAUGGGUGGUGGAGCAUUGAUGGUGGGGAAAGCCCUCACUAUCCUACGACCUUUGACCACCGCGAAUGA
Eimeria necatrix is the source of this 2202-nucleotide messenger RNA. RefSeq lists its product as hypothetical. NCBI's taxonomy places the organism in Eukaryota, Apicomplexa, Conoidasida, Eucoccidiorida, Eimeriidae. The coding region runs from base 1 to 2202 and encodes 733 amino acids. The transcript has a single exon. The record is from RefSeq and is a predicted model, not a curated record.